This is a messenger RNA of Austrofundulus limnaeus, 1674 nucleotides long. RefSeq names its product tripartite motif containing 35-13 (gene trim35-13). The transcript is spliced from 6 exons. Gene Ontology annotation, molecular function: zinc ion binding; protein binding. The coding region runs from base 70 to 1479 and encodes 469 amino acids. Lineage: Eukaryota; Metazoa; Chordata; Actinopteri; Cyprinodontiformes; Rivulidae. The record is from RefSeq and is a predicted model, not a curated record.
AAGCAGCCUGCCAGGGAGAAGGGGUGGGGCUUAGAGCCUUGCCCUUUCAUCACAGUGCUGGGACAAAGCAUGGCCACCAGACAUGCUCGUUCUAAGGAUGACCUUUCCUGUCCAAUUUGUGGACAUAUUCUCAGUCAGCCAGUAGUCCUCACUUGCAGGCAYAGGUUUUGCACAGCCUGUUUAAAAGACAGCUGGGACACACAAGAUAGCAAAGAUUCCCAYUACUGUCCCCUGUGUUGGCGACGUUCCUCAAUGGAUCAAAUGGUGGUUAACACCGUGCUGGAGAAGGCCUGCGAGUCCUUUAAAGAAGACAGAAGAAUGAAUGAUCCAGAAACGUGUAAAGAACACGGAGAAACGCUCACACUCUUCUGUUUGGAGGAUUUGGAGCCUAUUUGUGGUGUGUGUGGCAAAGCAGCUGCACACAAGGGGCACAGGCUCUAUCCUGUUCGGGAAGGUGCUCAUGACUGCAAGGAGGAACUGAAGAGCGCACUGCUGCCCUUGAAAGAGAAGUUACAGCWGUACAAAGGCGCAAAACUCGUGUGUGAGGAAAUGGCAGAACACGUGAAGAACCAAGCCAAACACACUGAAUCCCAGAUUAAAGAGGAAUUUAAAGCCCUUCAUCGUUUCCUGGAAGAGCAGGAGGCUGCAAGACUCGAUGCUUUAAAACUUGAGGARGAUCAGAAGAAGCUCAUGAUUGAGGAUAGGAUUGAAGAAAUUAGCAACGAACUGGAAUCUCUUUCUAACACUAUCAAAGUAGUGGAACAAGAAAUGAAAAGCCACAAUAUUCCAUUUCUUAUGAAUUACAAGGAAACAAUUAGAAGAACUUGGCAACGGCCUCGUGACCCACAACUUCUAUCAGGYGCUCUAAUUGAUGUGGCCAAGCACUUGGGCUCUCUGAAGUAUAAAGUAUGGGAGAAUAUGAAGAAAAUUAUUCAAUAUGCUCCGGUGAUUCUGGAUCCCAAUACAGCAGCUAGCUGCUUUAUCCUCUCUGAAGAUCUCACAGUUGUGCAGAACUCUACUCAGAUUUUCAAGCUUCCRGACAACCCAGAGCGCUUUGACGUCAGUGCUGAGAUGCUUGCUGCCGAGGGCUAUUCUGCUGGACGCCAUAGCUGGGAAGUGGAGGUAAAUGGCAACACCUACUGGGUUGUAGGAGUAGCCAGUGAGUCCAUCAACAGAAAGGGCAAGCACGUGCUGACACCAGCUGAGGGAUUCUGGACUAUAAGAUACCGCAAUGGAGAGCAUAAAGCCUGUACCGCACCAUGGGAGCCGCUCAACAUGACUAAGAAACCAGAAGUUAUAAGAGUGGUUUUGGAUAUGGACAGAGGCAAAGUGACAUUUUAUGACCCCAGAGAGAGAACACCCCUCUACACCUUUGAAAACAUCAUAACACCCAGAGCCUUUCCCUACUUUUGUACUGCCUGUAAAGAGCAACCCUUAAAGAUCCUUCCAACAAAAAUAUAUUUGUCAACAGAUMGAUAAUUUAACUUGGAGAUGGAAUUUCAGUUGUUUUUUAAAAUAAUGAAGCUCUUCUAAAAAUUAGUUUGUGAAUAUUGUUUUUGUUCAAUAAAUGAUGCGUGUUCACAGGACAGCAUGCACUUCAAAAUGAAAGUURCAAAAAAAGCAGAUGGGAACUGCUUACAUGUGAAAUGUCUUAAAUAAAUUACAUAAAACAAA